AUGCUAAAAGCUAUUCCGAAAGAAUACCACGACACUUCCAAGGGCACUUUGAAGCUUCUGUGGGAGGAAGAAUGGCGAGCUAUUGGCAUUACCCAGAGUCUUGGCUGGGAGCAUUACGAAGUCCACGAGCCCGAACCCCAUAUCCUUUUGUUCAAACGUCCUCUCAACUACCAAGCGCCACAGUGA
This is a messenger RNA of Pochonia chlamydosporia 170, 186 nucleotides long. Its product is annotated as cyclin-dependent kinase regulatory subunit domain-containing protein. Gene Ontology annotation, molecular function: ubiquitin binding; protein kinase binding; histone binding. Gene Ontology annotation, biological process: regulation of mitotic cell cycle. Gene Ontology annotation, cellular component: cyclin-dependent protein kinase holoenzyme complex; SCF ubiquitin ligase complex. The record is from RefSeq and is a predicted model, not a curated record. The transcript is spliced from 3 exons. Lineage: Eukaryota; Fungi; Ascomycota; Sordariomycetes; Hypocreales; Clavicipitaceae. The coding region runs from base 1 to 186 and encodes 61 amino acids.